Rhizophagus irregularis DAOM 181602=DAOM 197198 is the source of this 396-nucleotide messenger RNA. RefSeq lists its product as uncharacterized. NCBI's taxonomy places the organism in Eukaryota, Fungi, Glomeromycota, Glomeromycetes, Glomerales, Glomeraceae. The record is from RefSeq and is a predicted model, not a curated record.
GAUAGAAAAAAAGCGGCCGCCGAAGAAAUAUCGAAAACUUUCAAAAUGGUUAAGAGAUUAUAAAGAUAAUCAAACAAUUGUUAUAAUAUUCACGAUAUUAGCAGGAGUCGAUAUUUCACAUUUAGAAUUGCUUGGAUCACAGUUACAAAUUCCAAAUAUUAAUUAUUUUGGUCUUGAAAUUCGAAAUAUUAAUUUCAAUGCUGAAUUAUCUCAAGCAGCAGAAAAUAGUUUAUUUUGGGGUGAUGUCACUAAUAUUUUCAUUGAAGAUGUUUCUACAAUAUUUAUUCAGUGUUUUUAUUUGUCUCAAGUUGUAUCAUUUGGUUACACGCCCAUAUACACUAUUUCAAAAUCUAUUAUACAUCUCAUUAAUAACGUUUAUCACAUACAUCAAUAUAA